CUCUGGUGAACUGCGGUAUACAUGUUUUUAUUUUUCUAAUACGAUUUGUUCAUUUUAUAAACGCAUUCUAAUUAUUUUUAAGUCUUCUAGCGUCAAUAGAUGUAUAAUAGAUUCGUAAAAUAUAGUGUCACAUCGACUGAGAGACUCCCUUGGAUUCAAGUAGUAGUGGAGAUUCUGUACGUAAUGAAACAUGAAUUUACUCGUGCACCUCGUUUGAAAAAGAGUCUCGAAUAAGAACAACCGUUUCCCCCUGUAAAAUGGACGAGGUAGAUUACAAGUUAGACUCAGGGAAUCCUGUUUUGAUAUCGCACGCAAUAUCGAAGCUUUUCGAUUCCAUUAAGAAAAAAAAGAACGAUCAACAGACGGAUCAUGUUUCAAAGACAGCUGAAUUUAAAUUACUGUUAACCAAGCGAGAUAGCGGAGAUACUGUACUUAGUAUAUCCGCUUGUCAAGGCUUAAUCGCGCUAGUAGAAAAUGGAUUAUGGGAUAUUAGCGAAGCACUAUCUACCUUCACGUCGAGUCUUUCCUCUAUACGAAAUUAUACGGUUGCUGCCACGGCCCUAAGUCGCUUAUUAAUACUGGAUCUCAAGUAUGAUAAAGAAAAUAAAAUCAUGUACCCAUUUACUUUGCAUGUACCACAGCAUCCGUUUAUAAUGAUUUUAACUCGGGAUAAACGGAGCUGGCAAACUGUAUUAAAUCAAAUGAUGUUCAUUAUGAAUCAUCCGGAUCCUCGAGUUAAAGAAAGCUGUAUAGAAAUGUUACGUCCCGUAUUCUUGUAUAUUUUAUGUAAUCCCUCUGUGGAUUCUGUGGACUGCUGUAUGCAACAAGCAUGGCAACUAUUAAUCAAAUCAAAACAUAGUAUACAUUUGCAGACUGAAACUUUACUGUGGCUGUGCACAGCUGAAACUUACUCCUGUAUAAAUGCAAACUACAGAUUCUUAGAACUUUCAGAGAAAGCUUUAUUAGAGAAGAAUAAAGAAUAUUGUACAGCUUUGUUACCAAUGAUGGCAUCUAUGAUCAUACAACUGCUAAAACAAGGAUCCGACCCGAAACCAAAUUUCGAUGCUAUGUCUAGUAUCAUAAAUUACUGUGACAGACGUAUAGGAGAUCUUGCGUUAGUAUUGAUGGCGGAAAUAAUUGUUUCGUGCCCAGCUAUCUACUUGUACAAUGCUAUGCAAAUGUGUGUACUUAUAACGAGUAAACUGUGCUGUAGUGAUAUUUUCUUAAACGUUUUGCUAGCAUCUAUUUUAAAAUGGAUGGCAUAUCCAUCCGUGCUAUGUUCGGACGCUUUGGACGUGGCAAGAGAUUUAAUACAAACAAUGUUCGCUAAAGCAAAACCUACGGAAAACAACGGCACGAUAUUUUCAAGUAGAAUAUUUACAGUAUUUACUUACUCCGACUCGCAUAUUCAAUUUUAUACCGAAAUCAUACGUUGUUUAACUGUCUGGAAAGUAAACGAUGUUAUAUCGUGGUUGAAGGGUAUGUUAAAUGUACCGUUCGACUUGAAAGAUAAAUGUAAAUUAUUGAUAUCUGGUCUUCUGUUGCAAACACACGAGCCGCAGGUGACCGAGUUCUGUUGUAACGUACUCAUUGAUGUCGCAAAAGACAACAAAGACUUUGGAUCGCACGUGUUGUCAUUGGUACUGCAUAAAUUAACAAAGUCUAGAAGCAGUUUAGAAUCCAAAUGUUUAUUACUCGCGAUGCCAGAACUCGUUAUUACCAAAGGAAACAUUCCAAUCAUUACUCACACAUUGGAUACGCUGUUAAACGGUGGCAAACAAUUGAAAUAUUUUACUAUCGAAUUGUACCUAAGGACACUUAAGAAAGAACCAAGAUGUCACAGAUUUGUGUCUACCGCGAUAAUUCGAAUGAUAAAAAGCGAUCUGUCCUGGUGCUCGGAUGCAACUUGCACAAGAGCUAUGAAGUAUGUAUGUGAAAAUUAUCCCGAACACGGUGAGAAACUGGUACCGUUGAUAUCGCAAAUAUUGAACCGUUCUACGAACAUGAACGGAGGAACUGCGAGUGCACUCGCGCUCAAAUGUAUAUCCGCUCUUUGCAAAGCGUCGAUAACAGAUAUCUGUUCGACUUUGAAAGUGCUGGCUCCUAAAAUGGAGAAAGAGAAACGUCCUAUUGUUUUAGAAAGCUUGUGCGAAAUGUUUGGCGACAUCACAUCGUAUCCAUCGUCUCAACACGCUGAAGAAUACGAUGCAUUGAUCAACAACGUUGUAUCAAAACUGUGGCAAUACACAUUGCAUAACGACAUCAAAGUCAUCGAGGCUGCAUUUAAAGCGCUAGCUUCCUAUCGGCUGGAACAGAUUCCCUUAAAAGCAUUGCCAGCAGAAUUUAGGAAAGAUCUUGUAUUACCAGCUGCAUACGCGAAAACACCAAUUGAUGCAGCCAGGAAGCCGGAAGACGUACUUCCGUACAUACCUGCCACUUGUUGGAUUCAGAUGCUUCAAAGGGUAAAUAAAAUGGCUUUGACAUCAGCUGGAAAUCUUUUAGUUUCUUUAAUAACCGAAGAAGUGAAUGGUUUUCGAUCUGGAAUCUACGUCUGGCCUAAAGGUGAUCCAAAUAACUUCAAAUAUUUACCAGAGAAAAGUGUAAUAAGAGGCGUCGGUGAAUAUUUGAGACGGUGUGACAAAUCCGAUUCCAGUAAUCAUCGUAUAAUUAUUGAAUGUUUGCGAAUAUUUGCUAACAAAUAUCCAAAACCAUUGCCCAAUAUAAAUUGGAGUUUUCUCAACGAUAUCAUUGAUAUAUCGCUCGAAGCCAAGAAAUACGUUCUCUCAAUCGCGUGUCGUCACGCAACGACAUCUCUGUCUGCCAAAUCCUUUAUAGAAAAUUAUCUGUUAAUUUACAAGUCUGUGGAUGACGCGAACUUAGCUUGUAAAAGCAACGAGUACGCUAUACUGUAUACGCACCUCCAUGAUUUGUGCCAAGCUGUACAACCAAAUUUCCUUAAACCAUUCUUGGAAGUCACAUUGGAGUAUGUAAUUGAAAAGAUGAAUAUUGAGAACAAAGAAUCGACAGAGUCGUUUCAAUGCAUCAUGUCUUCAUACGCGCAGGCAUUGAGAAAUCAGGAAACGUACGAUGCCAAUUCUACAUUACUGUCUACUGUACUGGAAAAACUUUUAGACAAAAUAGAUUUGACCUGCAAUCGUUUUGAGUCUUAUUUUACAGCAGCUUUAGAAUUGUCGAUAACGCAUCUGGAACGAAUGACGUCCCCUAAAGUGUGGUGGGAAGUAACACCUUGUAAAUUAAGAAAUGCCAUUGCAAUCAGGGCUCAAUUAGCUUUGAAGAAAGUUUCCGACUCUCCUUUAACUUGGUUAAACGAGAUCAUCGACGACGUUGCAUCGUUGACUAGCGUACAAACUUAUUUUCUCGAGAUUAUGCAAAAAGUGCAGGCUCAAAUGCGAUUUGAUAAGUCCAGUAUAAACUGGGUGAUAGACUUCACAACUCAGAUGCAAGGACUUUUGAUGGAGUCUCAAAAUCAUUGUGAUAAAGUACAAUUUUAUUGCGAUGUUUUAUUUGUUUCCAUCGUUAGCUUGUCCGGUAUAAAUGAUAUGUUAAUGAAACAAGAUUUAUUGAUUUCAUCGCGAGAUGAUCGAGUACAAUUAUUUCCUGAAGCUCUGAUGGUUCUUUUAAACAGACAGGAUUGGAGGCAUGCAAUUCCACAGAUUAUGGAAUGGUUGAAUCAUAUGAGAACUAGCCCUAUUUCUAGUACAUGUAAGUUCACGUUUCAUCGAUCGUUAAUAUGUUUAAAACACAACGCGUAUUAUAAAGAGGUAUGGACUAAAUAUUUAUCUAUUAAGACUGACAUCAACGUCUGAUUGUAAGUUGUACAUUUUAGAAGCAAACAAUUUUUAUAAUAAAUUGUCUGCUCGUAAUAACUGAAAUUAUAAUAUAAGAAAUCAUAAUUGUUUCAUGUGUAAUACAUGCUACAUAUACUAAUGUAUAAUAUAAUUUCACUUACUUGCAGUUUCACGUAACCCGACGUUUAGCAAUAAUGAAUGAACAUUUCGUCACAUGUGAUGUAUGUGACGAUUUUCAUAAUGCUAAACAGAUGUUUCGCUAUUAUCUAGAGCCAUGACCGUUAAUGUGUUUGGUCGCGAGCCAGUUAAUAUUUGAUCCUCCGGUAAUUUCAUUCUCGGUUCCAACACGUUCCGUUUCGUUUCAACGUUCUUUUUUAUAGGCGUACGACUCGGACUAGAUUUCCUACUACUUGGAUAGGAUUUUAAUAAACGAGCUCUAAACAAACGGAUAAGAUCAAAUUUUUACUUGUUCCUUUAAUUUUAAAGAGAUGGUAGUUUCAGAGUUCAAACUUACGCGUCCAUUAACUUGAGAAACAAACGUGUAUAUACUUGGUACUCUUCAUCUCCAAAUUCUGUUGGAUCAUGACGUGCAUGUUCAUACAAAUCACAGAACUGAUGGAUCAAUCGUUGUCCAGUUCCAUUCAGUGGAGUGGCUAAUGUAGCAAGUAAAUAUGCUCUCAGAUUUUCAGAUGGAUGUCUUUUUAAACAACUAUCAUAUUUAGUAAUUUCAGCUUCUGCAAAGGGAUACAUUAAAAAUCAAAUUACAUUUGAAAUUUCAAGUUUAAUGUAACAAGUUUAUAAUUACCUAAAAUUUUAACAUCAUCUACAGCUUUCAAUCUAUAGUAAUGGGGUGGAACUUGCCCUCGGGGAGUUACGAUAAAUCGAGGAUCGCUGAUAAGUGGCGGAUCGUACUGAAUUCUUGGGAUUACUUCUAUUCUUCUUUCGAUUUCCUUCUUGAGGGACUAAGUAUCAAUGUAAAUGUGAACAUACAUACAUAUACAUAUAAAAUUAACAUGCAUUGAACGCUCCAAUAUAUAUAGAUAAUACAUUAUUUUAAAAGAUUAGUCAAUUUUCAAAUUAGAUAAAAGAUAAGCGGUUGCAACUUAACCUUUAGGAACAUUCGUACCUUACGCGCAUCGUGUCCGAUCGGAAUAUGAGGACCGCGACGUGAUCGCAAUGCAAAUCUCAUAAUUUGUCGUUUUGCAAAAAUGAACAAUAAUAAUAUUGUUAAUACUCCAGCUGCAAUAAAUAUCACUAUCGUUACACCCGAUAGUUCCUCUGUCAUGUUUACCUACAGCGUAUGCAUUGGUAUACAUAUAGAUAUACAUGUAUGUGUUGCACACAUGCGUAGACAGGAUGAAUCGGUAUUACAGUGUUCAAUUUGAAAAAAAGAAAUAAUUUUAUAAAACAUAAAUAAUAUGUGAAAUGUUUGCAUUACAUUAAUAUUAUAUAUUGCUUACAAUAUAUAUCCUAUGUAGCAUUUAACAUAUUUUGUAUAGGUUUUUUAAAUAAUGUCUGGUUGAUAUUGGCCAUUUCCCUUAACAAUUGCUUUUGUUGCUCUGAAAAAUGUACGUUCAUUUUUAUAAAUGAUAAUAUAAGCUUUCCAAAAUCUUUGUUUCGGGCAAAAUCAAAUGCUCUUUUUGAUAAUAAUUGAAUAAGUUUGUCAUUUGUGGUGGUGUCUGUUUUGGUUGAUAUUAGAUUAUGUAAUAUAGGAAGAUGCCAUAAUUUAAGUUCUUUCACAUGUGACAGAUAUUCCCUGCAAAAAAUAGUAUAGAUUGUUCAUGAUAGUAUAGAUUAGUUAAAGUGUGAUCAAUCAAUUAUGAAUACUUACAUAAGGAGAGUAAUAUUUCUUUCUGGUUCAAAGGCAUUUAUGAUAGCAUUGACAAUUGUUGUAUCUUUCAAGUCAACAUUUAACAGAGGAAUAAAAAUCAACUCUUUAACAUCAUUUGGAUACUUUUUAACAUACUCACUGAUAACAGAUAUUAGCAAUCUUGAAGGCUCUUCUAAGGCAAUUAUCUGCAACAGGAUUUUAAAAAUGUUAAUACUAUUUGUUGCAUGAAUAUUUUAUGUGAAAAUAAAUUACCUUUGGUAAUAACAAAUGGCUAUGAAAAACUGUUCCAUAUUUGAUUUGUUGUUCCAAAGUUACAUUAUUCAGAGAACAGUACAGAUUGUAUGUCCCUAAUGUACUUAGUUUCUUUUCUAAAUCACAGACCACUUCUAAUAAUUCCUUGUCUGUUAAAUUUUCUAAUUGACUUAAAUCUAAUUUUCCAUUAGGUUGCUCUAAUCCUUCCAACAGACAUUCAGUGAUAUCAUAUUUUUGUUGUAUAGAUUCUUCCUUAGCCUCUUUCUCAAGAUUUAUAUCAACUUGUGUAAAAUAAAACUGAGUAGAUGGGAAUUGAUCAAGUGUCUUAGACAAAAUGCCAUUAUUAUCUACAUUGCUUUCAUUUACAAUUUCUUCUUUAUCUGUACUUGUUUCUUGAGAUGUAUCUUCCUCUUCUUCAUUUUCUUCUUUUUCUUCCCCUUUCUUUUCAAUAAUAAAUUGUCAAAUAUUUGUAAUUUUCUGAAUAAUAAUAAUAAUACAAACCUUUCCUAUUACAGUUUCCCACAAAGGAUCGCUAUUCAAUGUAUCUUCUUUUAAUUUUUCUUUAAUUAUGUUUAAUUUUUCCAGAGUACCCUGUGAUAGUGUAUAAUUCUUCAAAAUAUUUGGAUGAUACAUAAUUUCAUAGAAUGAUCAAAUUAAGUAGUUUAUCUGUAAAAUCGUGCAAUGUAUUUGAUUUGCGGUGUCUCAGAUUGCACAAAAUGCAUUGCACGUCACGAAUCGACGGCUCAGUUGUCUUAAAGAAUGGGCGUUAGUAUGGAGCUCGUCAAUUAAGAGGUUAAGGUCGGAAUAAUAGAACGGACACUAAACAAUGUUAUGCGACAAUUAUUCUGCGUUAACAAGUUAACAAUUUCUUAGAGGACAAGAUUCUGUGUAUAAUCUGCGUAAUUGUUACUUAGCCGCAUCAAAGGAGAGCUGAUUUCAUUUGUGAAAAACCCAAAUCAAUGCGAGGUCAUAAAAAAUACUGACUGCAUAAAUAUGGAUGAAUUUCCCAUUUGCUAUAAAAUUUAUUCUAUUUAUCUUUAGUUUGCAACCCUGUCGAUGACAAAAUACACGAUAAUGUGUAAUUGAGUGUUUAAACUUUCGCAUUACAAGCGUUGUUGAUACGACGAGUAGUGUAAUUACAAAGAAAUUAGAAGCUCAUUAAAAUCAAACGUUUCAAGAUUUAUUACGAUAGUCUCAUAUUUUCAAGAGAAACUUGACGUAUGAACAAGAGUGACGAAAAAAAAAAAAAAAUAUUUUUGUUAAUGACUGGUGUAUGUAGAUAUUAAGAUAAG
Messenger RNA from Osmia lignaria (orchard mason bee), 7184 nucleotides. The record is from RefSeq and is a predicted model, not a curated record. Lineage: Eukaryota; Metazoa; Arthropoda; Insecta; Hymenoptera; Megachilidae.